GAUGUUUUUAUAUUAUAUCAGGUAUUUUAAAUUUGAAUUUGACAUAGUUGGGUUAAAAAUCGUGUUUGCAGAAGAUUUAACAAAAUGCAACAGCAUAUUCACAAUUACAACAGCAAACGUUUUCUUCGAAAAACUAAUCUCUUAAUGAGAGCACAAUUGAGUAGGAGAAAUCACGUGACUACCAGACAAUUUAUGGAAAUUUAUCAGAAAUUUAAACAGUGAUAUGUUAUAUUUUCCUAUAAUAUAAUUUAAAAAAUUGAACAAUCCUUAUUUUUAUAUUGUAAAAUUGCAAAUAUGAUUUACAUAUAAAAAAAUGUAAACAUUUAUGACUUGAAGAUUUAACCGAUAAAACGUGGUCAAAUUGAGUUGCGUUUAAAGCUCGACGCGCAUAAGCCAUAAAAGCCGGCGACGAAAGUGGCAUGCAAUGAAAUCAUACUUUUAACAUUAAACGUUGACGAAAGAAAAUCAUAUUUUUUCGUGACUUUUCAGUAAAAAAAUCAUUCAUUAAGUAAAAGAUGAAACUUCUAACACAUAAUAUGUUGACUUCAAAAUGUCUUAAAGGUGUAACUGUCGGAUAUCCCUUAGAAAUUGUUGCAAAAGAUAUCAAAGUUUCAGAAGUGGACUUUAAUUCAGAAUUUAUUGCAAGAAUAAUUCCAAAACUUGACUGGGCUACACUAUGGAAAGCAGCAGAAAGUAUAGGUCACGUUGGAGAGUUACCACAAACUUUGAUUCAAGACUUUGAAACAAAUGAAGACUUUUUGAAGAAGGUUCACCAUGUAUUACUUGAAGUUGAAGUUAUUAACGGAGAUCUAUUAUGCCCGGAAUCUGGUAGGAAGUUUCCUAUUAACGAUGGUAUACCAAAUAUGCUCUUAAACGAAGAUGAAGUUUAAGCAUUCGAAAUAAACAUAAAUAUUAACAUACAUUGUUUUUCUAUGAUUAGUAGAUGUUUAGAUGUAUAUAAGAAUUUUAUUUACAGUUUAUAGUUUUAUUAUUUAAUGCAAAUAAAAAUUAAUAGUGUUUAAAAAUAUACAAUCGAAUGAAUAUAAUAAAAGAUAUUAAAUUUAUUAAAUAAAUGAAAUAUACAUCUUUAAUACUAAAGAUUAUUUAUGAGGUAUACAUUAUACGUUAAUGUUGUAUAAUUUACAGAAUUACAUAACGUGUAUUGCAUAAUAUCUGUGAAGAAUCUUAUACUAUAUCUAUUGAAUUUCAAUAAUAAAUUAUUGCACACAAAAAAUGGUUAUGGAUGUCUUUAUUGUACAGAUAUGUGUAAAUACAAUGAAAUACAAUUUUUGUAUCACUGUCAUAUUUAGUAUACACCAUUUGCAUUUACAUCGUGUUUAUACUGCUAAUUGUGGAUUGUUCCAAUUCAUUUUUAAGUAUAUCCAUUAUUUAAUUUAAGCAAUUCUGAAUGUUAUAAGUGUUUGACCUAAAAAUAUACCCUAGAGUCAGGGUAAAUACAGACUUUCCGACAAUAUUACCAUGACCAUAUAAAAUAAGAAAUAAUUAGUAAAAUAUCUAAAUAUAUAGAUUUCCUUUUAUAUAUUUAUAUUGCGUAAAAUCUGUUAAAAAUAGUUGUAUUUCUGUAAAUAAAAUAAUGUGUAUGUGAGAGAAAUUGCUUGGAACUUGAAAUCUUAAUUAUGAAAUAGGGUAACAUCGUUAAUAUUUAACAUUAUUAUUUGAAUAUACAAUGAAAUAUCUUAUGUUACUAAUAUAACAGAAAAUCCAUUUUGGAUCAACAAAUUUUGUAUGGUAAAAUACAUUUAUUAUUUUAAUGGCAGCAAAAUUUUACUAACAUUCAUUAGACACAACCUUCUAUAUCAUCUAAUUAAUUUUUUAUAUGAUAUGAAAAGAAUGGUGACAAAAUUUUUCUUCUUAUUAUAUCAUUGUAAAAUAGUAUUUUAGAAAAAGGCUCUGGAUGGAAGAGUUUCAAUAGAAACAAAUUUGGCAAAUUUAUAUAUUGACUAUUUGUCACUCCAUAGCAAUACAUCCCAUAGACAAAUUUUAAACCAUUGUAUAUUUAAACAAUUGAGAGAAUGUUUUACAUUGGAAUACUAAAUUACAGUGAUAAUCUAAUCGAAGUAUUCAUUCAUUCCAUUUAAUGUUAACCUUCUGCAUUUAAUACCAGGCAAUACUUAAAAUAUAGUCAAAAUAGAGUAUUUUAUCCCUUCUAGUUUUUUUAAGAAUCCAAAAGCUAUAAAAAUAGCUCUCAACUAAUAUUUCAGCCACAGCCUGUCUGUUAUUAAUUUUUAUUCACAUAUUAGGUUUUUCAAAGGCAGGAUUAUUCUGGAUUAAGCUAUGAAAAUAUUUUUGUACAUUGAUUUAACUAU
Nomia melanderi (Alkali bee) is the source of this 2327-nucleotide messenger RNA. RefSeq names its product tRNA methyltransferase subunit 11-2 (gene Trmt112). Gene Ontology annotation, biological process: rRNA (guanine-N7)-methylation; tRNA methylation; peptidyl-glutamine methylation. The record is from RefSeq and is a predicted model, not a curated record. Lineage: Eukaryota; Metazoa; Arthropoda; Insecta; Hymenoptera; Halictidae. Gene Ontology annotation, molecular function: protein heterodimerization activity.